Anarrhichthys ocellatus (wolf-eel) is the source of this 3313-nucleotide messenger RNA. It is a transcript of the gene anxa11b, whose product is annotated as annexin A11b. Bases 356 to 1963 code for a protein of 535 amino acids. Gene Ontology annotation, cellular component: plasma membrane; cytoplasm; vesicle membrane. The record is from RefSeq and is a predicted model, not a curated record. The transcript is spliced from 15 exons. Gene Ontology annotation, biological process: cytokinetic process; phagocytosis. NCBI's taxonomy places the organism in Eukaryota, Metazoa, Chordata, Actinopteri, Perciformes, Anarhichadidae. Gene Ontology annotation, molecular function: calcium ion binding; phosphatidylserine binding; calcium-dependent phospholipid binding.
AAAAUAUUUGAAUGUCUUCAGGCAAGGGACUUAAAAAAAAAAAAAAUCAAGGUAUUCAAAGUAUUUUGGUCAACAAUAUUGCGUAUUAAUUAUCCACAAUAUAAUGCUUGUGACAUCACCGUGGACAAUCGAAUCACUUCUUGACAAACAUUGCAGUGUCUUCUUGGGUGAAAAUGAAAACACGACAGCCCGACGAGUCAACGUCAGGCUUUCUCCUCUUAAUGUGUGGAGGACAAUAACGGCGCAAAGAUUGUUAUACUGCAGGACGGAAACAAUGCUGAGGACCCACCCACCUCCUGCUACUCCUCGUUCGGCUCUUCCUGGAUCUGAAGUACGUUGCGGAUAAGUUCUGAAGAUGAGCUACCCAGGAUACCCACAACAGGGAGGGGGCUACCCACCUCAACAAGGGGCAUAUCCACCCCAAGCAGGCGGCUACCCUCCUGCUGCAGGCGGCUACCCUCCACAGGCGGGCGGCUACCCUCCACAGGCCGGCGGCUACCCUCCACAGGCGGGCGGCUACCCUCCACAGGCGGGCGGCUACCCUCCUGCCGCAGGUGGCUACCCUCCUGCCGCCGGAGGCUACCCCCAACAGCAGGCCGGCGGAUACCCAUCUCAGGCUGGCGGUUACCCUCCCGCAGCGGGCGGUUACCCUCCAGCAGCAGGGGGCUACCCUUCCCAGCCCGGAGGUUACCCUGCCCCAGCUGGAGGUUACCCUGCCCCAGCUGGAGGUUACCCUGCCCCAGCUGGAGGCUACCCUGCCCCAGCUGGAGGCUUCCCUCCUCAGGCAGGAGCAGGAGGCUAUCCUUCCAUGCCUCCAGGAGGAGGUGGAGGCUGGGGUGCAGCACCAGGCGGACAUGGAGCGCCAGGAGGGGCUCAGCAGGGAUACCCAGGGGGCCCCGCCCCAGGCCAGCCCAUGCCAAACUACCCCGGAGCCCCCGCGAAUACCCCCUCAAUGCCGGGAUAUGGAAGUGGAGUUCCAUCCAACCCUCAGGCACCUGCCAUUUCUAAAGGGUUCAGAGGUUCUUUGAAAGACUUUCCAGGGGCCGAUCCACUGAGGGAUGUUGAGGUUCUUCGCAAAGCUAUGAAGGGGUUUGGCACGGAUGAAAAUGCCAUCACUGAACUUCUGGGAAGCCGUACCAACAAGCAGAGGGUUCCAAUGGUAGCGGCCUAUAAAACAACUUACGGAAAGGAUUUAGCCCACGAUCUGAAGUCUGAGCUCACUGGAAACUUUGAGAAACUGGUUCUUGCCAUGGUUAAGAGCGCUUCACACUUUGAUGCAUCUGAACUCAGAGAGGCUAUAAAGGGCGCAGGAACUGAUGAAGCUUGUCUGAUUGAGAUUCUUUCAUCACGCUCCAAUGCAGAGAUUCGUGAAAUCACCAGAAUCUACAAAUCUGAUUACGGGAAGAGCCUAGAGGACGCCAUCAGCGGCGACACCUCCGGUCACUUCCGCAGACUCCUCAUCUCUCUCAGUCAGGGAAAUCGUGACGAAAGGGAGACUGUCGACGUCUCCCUAGCCAAACAGGAUGCUCAGAAACUGUAUGCUGCUGGGGAAAAUAAAGUUGGAACUGAUGAGUCUCAGUUUAAUGCCAUCCUGUGUGCUCGCAGCAAGCCUCACCUUCGAGCAGUCUUCCAGGAGUACCAGCAGAUGUGUGGGAGAGACAUUGAGAAGAGCAUCUGCAGGGAAAUGUCUGGCAAUGUGGAGUCUGGCAUGGUGGCCGUGGUGAAAUGCAUCAAGAACACUCCUGUCUACUUUGCAGAAAGGCUCCACAAUGCCAUGCAGGGAGCAGGGACCAAGGACACAACACUCAUCCGCAUCAUGGUGACCCGCUCUGAGGUGGAUAUGUUGGACAUCAGACAGGCGUAUGUGAAGACUUACGGAAAAUCACUUUACAGCCACAUCUCAGGUGAUACCUCCGGGGAUUACAAGAAGUUGCUGCUGAAGCUGUGUGGAGGUAACGACUAAAAGGAAAGGAAGAGAACCCUACGUAAGGACAAAAUAUAUGACUGAAACAAUGUUAUAGGACCAUAUAUCACCUCUGAUGCAUGCAGUUUAAGUUAGUUUUUCUAUGGCAACAAUCAGUCAUUGUUUCUUUAGUAUUCUCUUCAGUAUGAUUAAAACAUGAUCGAAUUUUAUUAUUUGUUUGCUACUGUAUUGUAGUCAGUGAUUGCCAAAUAGUAAAUAUAUAUUCAUAUGAAGAAUUUUUUUUUUUUUUGAUGCAAUAGAUAGCUUUAAAAUCUCGUACUUGAUUAAGAUGUCAACUAUAUAAUAUAACUAUACUAAUAACUACAUUAUAGAAUAGUAUUUAAAAUGUUAAAGGCUAAACCGUAAUUAUCAUUGAAGAAACCCUUAUUUGGAAGAACAAUAGAGUUUCAGAAAAAUUAAAGAUGCAGAACAAGGCGAGAGUCUUGCUUAUUUAAUAUUCAAAGUACGUAUACAAGGAUAUAUUUAGCAAAUGACUUUAUACAUGCAUUAUUUCCGUGUUACUCUGGUAAAGUUUACCUCACCGCCAAGCAUUUCAACUGUGUGCAAGUUACUAUACACAACGUUACGUGACACUGUUGUGCAAGUUUUAGCAAAUUAUGUUUGACUUCAUCUCACACAGAAUAGAUGUGAUCACUUGAUGCUUGUUAAACUGGCCACAAUUAAAUUCCAGGUCAUUUUUGAUUGUAAGAAAUAAUCUGCAGAAAGGCAUCUCUUCUAAGUGUCAAUGUUAACUAACCAGAAUUUAACUCCUGCUUGCAAGUCUAUGCAAUUUAGCUUUUUGCCUUAUAUCAGCUUUACAAAACUCUUCUGUUGUUCUUGAAAUGUAAACCUUUCCAAUCAUUGUUCGCCAAUUACAGCCAAUGUUUUCUUCCUGAAUGCUGCAAAAGCCAAAGCCAGAUAAUGUUGUGCCUUUUUGUCAGGGCUGCCAUGUAAAAUGUUUAGAGCUAAUGGAUGUUUGUUUCAUACAUAAUCAUCAUUGCACAAUUGCAAAACCUGUAAUCCACACAUUGUUAAUUUCUCAAUAUUGUGUUUACUUUUUUUCCUGAGUGUCUUUUACCAGUUUGUAUGUUUUACUGCCAGUAGAGGGCUCUUCAUUCACGUGACGUGUCAUUUCUAAUGUCUGCUACCUGAAGGUUUAGCUUUGAUCUGAAUAUCUAUUGCGCUAAGUCUACUUUGCAACCAUCCUUGUAACAUAAUAAUGGUUGAAUUUCAAUGGAUGCCUUUUUAGUUUUCUAACAUUUUGCCAUGUGAUAGUUCCAGUCUCUCAAACAACCACUUCUAAUUUCAUUAAAAAAAACAUUUUGGCAUAUCUGGAUUGCCUUUGUGAAA